Molecule: messenger RNA, 7568 nt
Organism: Harmonia axyridis
Lineage: Eukaryota; Metazoa; Arthropoda; Insecta; Coleoptera; Coccinellidae
Gene: Not1
Product: CCR4-NOT transcription complex subunit 1
Exons: 10
Coding region: 256-7326 (2356 amino acids)
Biological process (GO): nuclear-transcribed mRNA catabolic process, deadenylation-dependent decay
Cellular component (GO): P-body; CCR4-NOT core complex
Molecular function (GO): molecular adaptor activity
Source: RefSeq, a predicted model, not a curated record
GACUCUUAUAAGAAUAAGCAGGGCAUAGUGCAUGUGUUGACUGUUGUGUUGUGCGUGAGGUAAAUCGUUGUCGAAUCUAACAAUGAUUAGUGAAAAUUAAACAGAAAAGUUCAUGAAAGUGUCGAUGAUGGUCUUGGACCAUUGUAGAUCCUGUUAUUUCUUUAAAAAAUAUAAGACUUUGUGGAUAGAAGCCCCGAGAAUUCCUAAGAAAGCUUCAAACCCGUUUGAAGCUUUCGAGGCCGAGUUCAUGGAACUAUGAACCUAGACUCGUUGUCUUUUACUUUGUCACAAAUAAGUUAUUUAGUUGCAUCUUUGAAUAAAAAGAACCAGAAAAAAGUUGUUACAGAACUAACGAAGUUAAUUUCUUCGUUUGGCCUGGAGGCGGACCGUCAGUUGCUCCAAUGCCUAUUUUCAUCAGUGGAAUUUUCAGAAUCUGCUAAUAAAGUCGCAGCUCUAUCAACCCAGAAUCAAGUGUUACUAGAGCAGUGCACAAGAUUAUUGGAUAAACCUUCACUAAUAACAUCUGUUUGUUACACAGUAAAUAAUCAGAUUUCUAAUACUAAGAAUCUUAAAUUUGGCCAACAAUUUUUCCAACAGUUGGGCAAGUGCCUUCGUCUCACAGCUGUUCAAGAAGUUGUUUUUGCUCUUGCCCUACGCCAUUCCCCCAACAGUGAAGUAGCCAGUUUAGCACAGACUCAUUUGAAAGCAAGUGUUCCAAAUUUAGUGCAAACCUACAUUGACACUCAAGGAAGCAGUAGGCAACACGAAGGUGGUUUACAUGAAACAUCUCCGGAAGUUUUGAACUUGAUUUUAACUGCAAUCUUAAAAUCGCCGAAAGAAGUUGGACUUUCAAACGAUAUACAUCAGACGUUCCUUAAUACAUUACAACGCGAUUUCCCUAUUGACUUAGUUCCGGUAGUUCUAGCGCCUCUAGUUUACCCUGAACAGUGUGAAUUAGCUCCCGAUAUGUCUUCCGAUGGCCCCGGUUUAUCCGGGGGUUUGUUAGAUACAUCAUUAGCUGAUGUCAUAACUGAAAUGGGAUAUAGUUUCACCUCAAGUAUAGAAGAAUGUAGAUCCAGUUUGGUGAAAUUGGGAGGUCGAGAUAUAACCCCUUCGGUUAUAGCACGGGUGUUAAGUAUUAUGUGCCGAACCCAUAGUGGCCUUGAUGACAUCCAACAGAAUAGUUCUUUUAAUAUAAAUGAAGUUAGAACAUCUUGGAACAUAGAUCUAUUUGUUCAAGCUGUGAAAGAAACUGUACCAAAUUUUCAGUGGAAAAAUGUUUUUUCAGAUCUGGAUCAUCCAGAUUUUAUGAUCAAAGAUAGACAAGGUUUAAUAUUGUUAAUAAGUGCACUUCGCCAAGGUCUACAGAGUCAUGGAUUUCAUCUUGAAAGUUCCUUUCCUAUUGACCAAUUUUAUAGGAGAUGGAAUAAUGUCGAUGGUCAAUUCAGUUUGAUACAGGCAAUAUUGAAAAAUUCAGAUGUAUUCUGUUUUGCUGAUUAUCCAUGCAUAUCUGUUGCAGUAGAUAUACUGAAAACACCCCCAGAGCAAGAUAAUAAAGAUCUGGCUAAUUGGAAAUCCCUGAAUCUUGUAGAAUUACUUCUAAACUUAUCAGAAUGCAAUUUAUUCAGCCAGGUUUUUGAGUUGUUCAAGUAUCCUUUGCACAAUUGCGCUGAUGUUUUAGUGCUUGCCCUACUACAAAUAUCAGGACCUGUAACUGUCUUACGACAAGAACUGCUGACAAGUUUGAUCCCUAUUUUUCUUGUAAAUCAUCCUAAUUCUGCAAUUAUUUUACAUCAUGCUUGGCAUUGUUCAAAUAUCAACAUUAGACCUGUUAUUAUGCAUGCCAUGGCAGAAUGGUAUGGUAGAGGAGAAUGCGAUCAAACAAGACUUUCCAGAAUAUUAGAUGUUGCUCAAGAUUUGAAGGCUUUGUCACUGCUGCUAAACGCUCAAAAUGCUCAGUCUUAUCCAUUCAUAAUCGAUUUAGCCUGUUUAGCAUCCAGAAGAGAAUAUUUGAAGUUGGAAAAAUGGCUUGCAGAUAAAAUUAGAGAACAUGGAGAUCCAUUCGUAAUGGCCUGUGUGAAGUUUUUGCACAGAAGAUUUCCACAAAUGACCGGUAAAAUUGAAGAACCACUAACGAAAGCAGCACCUUUACCUACAGAAACAAUUAGUACAAUGUUAUUAUGUUUACAAAAUACUUUGACUAGUGUCGGGCCAGAUUGCCACGAAGCAAUUAUGUCUAUUGGUAAUCAGUUUUCGUUAGUUCUAAAAAACAGAACACAACCAACUAUCCUCAGACCGAGUGGUACCUUCAGUACAACAGCUUUAGCAGGACAGUUAUACAAUCACACAUCAGUGGAAUCAAUUUCAGGUCUCAGUACAAACUUAGCUAAUAUGACUUUAGGAGGGCCUCCUAGCACAGCUUUUAACCUUCAAAGUGGAUUAGGUCCCCUGGUUCCUUCACCAGGUUCUCCUUCUAGAAUACUGAAUGCUGGAACUUCUAAUAGUCCAUUCUCAAUGAUUCAAAUGCAACAUCAAGGACCUGUUGGUACGAGUUCAUCUUUAGUUUUAGGUGUUAAUCAACUUAACAAUAUCGGAAGAAUGGGCCCAGCACCUACCUUAGAUAAGGCCAGACUCCAAGAUUAUAAUUUGUUUCCUGAAAUCUCUCCCAAUGUAUCUAAGGAUAUUGAAGAUGAAGCAAAUAGCUAUUUUCAGAGAAUUUACAACCAUCCACCCCAUCCAACUUUGACAAUUGAUGAAGUUCUUGACAUGUUGAAAAGAUUUCAAGAAUCAAAUAACAAACGUGAGAGAGAGGUUUUCAACUGCAUGCUAAGAAACCUGUUUGAGGAAUAUAAGUUUUUUCCUCAAUACCCAGACAAAGAAUUGCACAUAACUGCACAACUUUUUGGUGGAAUAAUUGAGAGAGGAAUUGUAACUUCCUAUGUGGCGCUUGGUUUGGCCCUACGAUUUGUUUUAGAUGCCCUUAAAAAGCCUGAAGGUUCAAAAAUGUAUUAUUUUGGUAUUGCUGCUCUAGAUAGAUUUAAAUCUCGUCUGAAGGAGUAUCAUAAGUACUGCGAACAUGUCAGGGCCAUUACUCAUUUUGUUGAUUUUCCACCCCAUCUCCAAGAGUAUGUAGAAUAUGGAUUGCAGAGCUUAGAGCCACCUUCAAAACCUCAGGGCUCUACUUUACCAGCCAGUUUAACAACAAUGUUAGCACCUAAUAGUAUGCAAGUUACACAAAGUUAUAAAAAUACCCCUGCAGUUAGUUCUAAUGCACCUAGUAAAUCAAGUACAACAACAACAAGUACAUUGGGAUCCCGACCAUCCAUUGCUAAUGCAACAAAUAUUGAUACCCUAUUGGUAGCCACAGAAAAAGAAGAUAAAAUAAUUGCACCUCCGGAUCCUGUUCAGGAUAAAACUGCAUUCAUAUUCAAUAACUUGAGUCAACUAAAUUUGAAAACCAAAUGUGAAGAACUGAGGGAAAUUUUACUUGAAGAAUACAGACCAUGGCUGUCACAGUAUCUGGUAAUGAAGAGAGCUUCAAUCGAACUUAAUUUCCAUGGUCUCUAUUCCAAUUUUCUUGAUACGUUGGGAGUUGCAGAAGUUGUGAAGCUGGUGACUGAAGAAACUCACAGAAAUAUAAGAGUAUUGCUGAGAUCGGAUAAAGUGAUAGCUAAUUUCUCGGAUCGUUCUUUAUUGAAGAAUUUAGGCCACUGGUUAGGUAUUAUGACAUUAGGAAGAAACAAACCGAUUUUACAGAAUGAUCUUGAUCUUAAGUCUUUGCUUGUUGAAGCGUAUAAUAAAGGGUCCCAAGAGUUACUUUAUGUAGUGCCGUUUGUAGCGAAAGUUUUAGAAGCAUGUUCAAAAAGUAAAGUUUUUAAACCGCCAAAUCCUUGGACAAUGGCCAUAAUGAAUGUUUUAGCAGAAUUACAUCAAGAACAAGACUUGAAACUUAAUCUUAAAUUUGAAAUUGAAGUUCUUUGUAAAAAUUUGGAGAUCGAAGUUAAUCAGUUGAAACCAUCUGUUUACUUGAAAGAUCCUGAAAGAAUUAAAAAAAUUGAAUAUCAGUUGUCCCAACAAGCCAAAAAGGAUACCUCGAUAUCUCAGGUCCACACGCAAGCACCGAAUCUCUCGGAGUCUGAAUUAUCCAAUAUAGGUCCUGGGCAGCCUACCAAUACAACUCCAACAUCUGCUACUCCUGCACCACCAGAACCGAAAUAUAGUUACAGUGACAUUCAAUUGGCAGGCAUGGCUGCUAUCAAUACACUAACGGUUAUCAAUCAGAAUAUUCUACUUUUUCAAACAACUCCACAACUCAAAUCGGUAGUUAAACCCGCCAUUGAACGAGCAGUUCAAGAAUGGAUAGGACCAGUAGUGGACAGAUCCAUCAAAAUUGCUCUGCAAACAUGUGAAAAUAUAAUAAGGAAAGAUUUCGCAUUGGAUCCUGAUGAAAAUAGAAUGCGACUUGCAGCUCAUUAUAUGGUUAGGAAUCUUACUGCUGGAAUGGCAAUGAUAACUUGCAGAGAUCAACUUCUUUCUGCAAUAAACACCAACUGUAAACAAGCUCUGUUAAAUACGUUGAAUUCACCAACAAUGCAACAAAAAGAACUCGUUGAACAAGCCGCGCUGAUUAUUGCUACUGAUAAUAUGGAAUUGGCAUGUGCCUUCAUACAAAAAACCGCUGUAGAAAAAGCUAUUCCUGAAAUUGAUAAGAGACUUAUGAAUGAAUAUGAAUUGAGGAAAAUUGCAAGGCAAGAAGGAAGACAAUUUUGUGAUCAAACUAUCUACACCUAUCAAAUGGAUAGAAUGCCUGAACCAAUUCGACUAAGAAGCACAGUAACACCAAGUCAAAUGCUUGUUUAUGAGGAGUAUGCUAGGAACAUUCCUGGUUUUUUACCCAGUGAACGUGACAGCACUAUUAUGAUCACGAAGCAUCAACAUAUGGAAACAUCUCAACAUAAUGUUGUAAAUUCUUUCUCGAACUCUCAAGGAAUUCAAGGCGAAGAUACAAGUAUACAUUUCGAUAAAUUGUUGUUGGAUUUGGAACAAUUCAUUCAGGCUAUAGGUGCGCAAAGCCAGUAUAAUCAUUUCAACACGAAUAUGAUUAUAUUGAGAGACUGUUUGGUACACACUUUACGAGCGAGGGAUAUUGCUACUUUACAAACAUUAGUUCAAAAGUGCGUUGAAAGUCUUCAAGAGUGUUUGAUAGGAGGACAAUCGGACAGCGAUCCUUUUGUUGUGAGAUUUAAAGAAAUAGUAAUCAGAAUCAUGAAAACUUUACAAGAUCCGAGAUUCUUUGGUCAACAAUGGAUGAGCAAAUUUGUAACUAGAGUACUAAUGGAGGGAAGAGAUGAGUACCGAUACAACAUAGAUGCGCUAGAUACCCUUAUCAAAUCUGGCCUCAUAAAUCUGCCUCAACUUGAUGUGAGCCUUGCUCAACUGAUGGAUAAUGGCAAUAAUUACAUGGCAGUUAAUUGUGCUAUGCAAAUAGCUCAACUAUAUCUGAUUGAUGACCGAUCAAACCAGUUCAUAACUGAAAAUGACUUAUUGAAUACUAUUGACAUGCUAGCCAAAAUUCAGUCUCAUAAUCGCGCAGUACCUGAAGGUCUUGGGGCAAUAAUAGAUAUUUUACGACAAAAUCAUGAGACUUCAACGUUCUUCGGUGACAGAACUCCAUUUGGGCCAACCGUUCAUAUUCAUAAUGGCGUGCUUCAGGUGAGGGCCCCAAAUUACGAAGAUCCUCCUGGUCUUGUUGAAAAAACUGACUUUCUUUUGAGAGAGUGGAUUGGAAUCUACAAUUCCCAACCUCAGGGUAGGGAUACUACCAAGCAAUUUACUAUGUUUGUUCAUCAAAUGAAUGUUCAUGGUAUCCUCAAAACUGAUGACUUGAUCACUAGAUUUUUCCGUUUAUCUACCCAAAUAUGCGUAGAGACUGUGUACAGAAGCCUGACUGAUAAGUCAGUGACAAUGAACUUGACAAGAGCAAAGAUUUAUCACACCUUAGAUGCCUUUGUAAAAUUGGUUGCCCUAUUAGUAAAACAUUCUGGUGAAGCCAAUAAUACAAAUACCAAAGUGCAUCUGCUGAACAAAGUUUUGGGUAUUGUAGCUGGCUGUUUACUUCAAGACCAUGAUACAAGAGUGAUAGACUUCCAUCAACUACCUUAUCAAAGAAUUUUCACAAUGCUCUUUUUGGAACUCAAUUCUCCCGAACCUGUUCUCGAGACGAUCAACUUCCAUGUCUUAACGGCCUUUUGUCAUACCCUGCAUAUAUUAAGACCAUGUAAAGCCGCUGGAUUUUGUUAUGCUUGGCUGGAACUAGUCAGUCAUAGAGUAUUUAUGGGAAGAAUUCUUGCUACAACACCACAUCAAAAAGGCUGGCCAAUGUACGCGCAAUUACUCAUUGACCUGUUCAAAUACCUUGCACCCUUCCUCAGGAACGCUGAAUUAGCAAAACCUGUUACAAUGUUGUAUAAAGGAACACUGAGGGUCUUGUUAGUCCUUUUACAUGACUUUCCGGAGUUCUUGUGUGACUAUCAUUAUAAUUUCUGUGAUGUUAUUCCACCUAAUUGUAUUCAAAUGAGGAAUUUAAUUUUGUCGGCAUUCCCUAGGAAUAUGAGGUUGCCAGACCCAUUUACCCCAAAUUUAAAAGUGGACAUGUUGCCUGAAAUAUCUUAUGGUCCUCGUAUUCUAGCAAAUGUAUCGAUAAUGAUAACACCUGCACAGUUCAAAAAAGAACUUGAUUCUUACCUUAAGGCUCGUGCUCCAGUAACAUUCCUUUCAGAGUUGAGAAGUAAUUUACAAGUUUCCAGCGGACCUGGAGUCCACUAUAACAUUCUUUUGAUGAAUGCACUCAUACUUUACGUAGGGAGUCAGGCUAUUUCACACAUCCGCAGUAAAGGCCACACCCCUAACAUGUCAACAAUAGCGCACAGUGCUCAUAUGGACAUCUUCCAAAACCUGGCAGUUGAUUUGGACACUGAAGGAAGAUACCUUUUCUUGAACGCCAUUGCGAACCAAUUACGAUAUCCAAAUAGCCACACUCAUUACUUCUCUUGUACGUUGUUGUAUUUGUUCGCUGAAGCAAACACAGAGGCUAUACAAGAACAAAUAACUAGAGUCCUCCUUGAAAGACUGAUAGUAAACAGGCCACAUCCCUGGGGAUUACUUAUCACUUUCAUUGAACUAAUAAAAAAUCCUACAUAUAAAUUUUGGAGCCACGAAUUUGUUCGAUGUGCACCAGAAAUUGAAAAGUUAUUUGAAUCUGUGGCCAGAUCAUGUAUGGUUCAGAAAACUUUAGGACAACCACAGGAGCCAGAACUGCAAGAAUGAUACUAUAUAAAAAUAUGAAACAUGUGAUCUGUGAACUGUACAUAGUGUUAUUAAAAAAUCAUUAUUUUCAUCUUUGAAGCUUGUUACAAAUCUUUUGGGUUCUAUGACUAUAAACUAAGAUUAGGAUGUAGAUACUAGCGUUGUAAUAUAUUAGAUAUUUUUAAGAAUUUUCAAAUAUUUGUAAUUAUAUAAAUAAUUCAUGUAUGUAUUAAAUGGAUUUCAUGUUUUCCAGGAUUUAAAAA